UCCGAAUUUCUACAGAGAAGGUGAACAGGAAACACAGAAGGUACCGUUAGAUGAAGCCAAGUAGACUAAAUAAUUUUACUGUGUGGAAAUAUGGUGUUGCUCAGUAGAAAUGAUGGAUGUAAUAGACUCCUCUGAUCCAUACAGCCGACCAGCGCGCAGGACACAAUGGAUAGUCAGCACUCUGGCUUACCAUUACGGGUUGGACCGGGGAGUGGAGAACGAAAUUAUAGUUUUGGCCACCGGACUGGAUCAAUAUUUACAGGAGAUUUUCCACCACAUGGAUUAUCAAGGUGUAGGCAAAAUCUCUGUCGAGGAUUUUAACAUUUUGUGUGAAGUUCUGGGACUGAACAAAGACUCGGAGGAUACAGAAUGCGCCGGUGUAUUAGACAAUUUACCCAGCGAGCUCACCUUCAGACACUUCCACGCCAAACUGUGCGGAUACUUCAGCACCAAGGCGGGGUGCCAGUAUGAGAACGGCAGGCUGCUGGUCGGGAAGGACAGCGAGCAUAUAGAGACUCAGAUCCGCCUGAGAAGCCCCCUGAAGCGGCGAGAAAGGCUGCUGCCUGUGGGUAUGAGUGGUGGCUCCUCUGCCUCCUCGGAGGGACGGCACGCCUCCGGCUGUAGGCUCGGCUCCUGCACCAAAGAGUGCUAUGAGGAGAUCGUGGCACUGGAGGAAGCAGAGGACAGAAUAACGAAACUGGAAGAUGAGAAUGCAAGUUUGAGGGAGCUGAUUGAGGACAUGCGAGCCGCACUUCAGAGCAGUGAUGCACGCUGCUUGGCCCUGCAGGUAGGACUGUGGAAAAGUCAUUCCAAACAUAAACCAGAGGAAGGCUGUUUUGUUGCCCUCCAAAAACAAUCUGUCCAGAAAAGCAUGAGCAACAGCAAUCUCAAAAGCAGCACCUACAGCAACCUGAAGAACCUGCAGAAUAUCAUCCAUGAAAUAGAGAUGCUGCAGAGCUCCAGAGACAGACAAGUAGAGGAAGCCAUGCUGUGUAAUCAGAGAUUGGAGCAGGAACUGUGGAGCUCUAAAGAGACUGUGGCCUCUCUGGAGGACUGCAACCAUGCUCUGAAGAGGGAGCAGGUGAGCAUGAGGAAGAAGGUGGAGGAAGCUAGGCAGGCGCUGAUUAGCGGACUGGGUAAAGUGAAGGAACUGGAAGCCAAGGCCAGUCAUGUGCCAGUGCUGCAGAGACACGUCCUCAAGCUGGAAUCAGAGCUCCUCUACUACAGGUCAGAGGUGUCAAAACUACAACAGCCGAGCAACACCAGGGUGGAGCAGCAGCUGAGUGUUGGCAGCAGGCCAGGCCAGAGAUGCUGCUUAUAUUCCCAAAAUGACCGCCGUUCCCCAACAGGCCGUGCUGUGACGACUCCAGACAAAAUGGAGGAGCAGCUGUUUCGCUCAGUGGAGGGCCAGGCUGCCUCUGACGAGGAGGAGGAUAAGUGGACUGGCGACCAGCAGAGGCAGGUAGACGAGGUGAAGAGGAUCUUGACCAGGCUGUCCUGCUGUGGGGAAAGAUGUGACGACAAGGCAUUCAAGAAGCUGAUAUCUAAUUUCGGUAGUUCGAGGAGCGAGGAAAGCUGCAGCGCCGUGUUGGAGCUUCUGGAGAGGGUGACCAGGCUGCAUAAGCAGCUGGAGCUAAAAGAGACCCAGGCCGAGAUAGACAUGGACCAGAUUAAGGACUCUCUGGUCCAGGAGCUGCAGCAGAAGGCUGAGGAGACUGAGCUGCUCCAGAUGGAGCUGCAGAUGCUGGAGACAGAGAGGGUUCGUCUGUCCCUGGUGGAGGAGAAACUUGUGGACAUUCUGCAGCUCCUCCAGCAGCUCAGAGACCUGAACAUCUCACGGAGGUCUCUGGGGAAAAUCUUGCUGAGCACUUUGGAGUCUUGCAGUGACCCCAAACAUGGGAAAGCCCACAUUCUAGAGGUGCUCAACGCUCUCUAUCAUGAACUGGCUGCCUGUGAGAUUCUGUCCACUGGGGGACCUUUGGAGCGAACACAGAGUCAGCAGUCUCUGAAUGCCCUCAUCAUCUCCUGUUAAACAAGACUGCCUCCUGCUGGGCCACUGCUGUUCCAACAGACUUUCCAGAACUCCAGAACAACAGGCUGAUUCAUGUGCAUAGUGUAUUAUAUAUAACUUUGUAUACUCCUCAAACUGUAUUAGUUAUAAAGGGAUAUUAGUCUAGAAUGUUCAAUUUUGUAGUGAAGGGCUUUAUUACAUUUACAGGAAAUUCUUACUUAUACAUGUUUUACCAGCUUUUAUUGCACACAGAUCUUACAUAAUCUAUGGAUUUUUUUCCCACAACAGAGUUCUGAAUGUGAAAACGUUGAAAUAAGCUAACUGUAAAGAUGCAUGCCUAUGAAAAUGAUAGCAUCUUGACCACAUUUUGAGAACACAGUUGGUAUACUUUGCGACUCUUGAUUCCUUGGUAUUGCUUAAUGGUGUAUUGAGUAAUGUUGGGACCAGCACUGUCAGUGUGUUUAUCCAUGCCUUAAUUCUGGAGAUGCAUCUGCACAGUACACCCAGUGAGACAGAGACAACCAUGCAGCACAUCUAAGAUUUGUUCAUACAAGCAAAAAGAUUACUUGUCCUUCAACUAAAUUCUCAUUCUAAAGGACAAAACUUGUUCAUAUGAGUUGGAUCUGUUGGCUUGUCAUUGCUGUCUUGAAUUGAAUGCCUUGAAACUUGCUGAUAUCAUUAAGUCAUGCCAUUAAAGCCUUUAAAUUACACAGUAUGGAUCAUUGUAAUUUAUGCAUCUAUGAAAAGGAGCUGUCUUAC
This is a messenger RNA of Monopterus albus (swamp eel), 2770 nucleotides long. It is a transcript of the gene efcc1, whose product is annotated as EF-hand and coiled-coil domain containing 1. NCBI's taxonomy places the organism in Eukaryota, Metazoa, Chordata, Actinopteri, Synbranchiformes, Synbranchidae. Bases 110 to 2032 code for a protein of 640 amino acids. The transcript has 8 exons. Gene Ontology annotation, molecular function: calcium ion binding. The record is from RefSeq and is a predicted model, not a curated record.